AUGCCGGAUGACGGCUUGAUAAAGUCGGUCAAGCGUUUUGACAGCACGAAUUUCCAAGUAUGGAAAUUCCAGCUCACUGCCGUGCUGUUGGCAAACGAAAUUUUCGACGUCGUAGACGGCUCAAGAACGAGACCACCCGACGAGCAAGGAGCCAACGCGGGAAGAAUGAAAACAUGGAUCAAGGACAACGUAAGGGCAAUGGCCAUCAUAGCUUCGGCGAUGGAGGACGAACAAGUAAAUAGCAUCUUAGUUUGCGGUACCUCAAAGGAAAUGUGGGACAAACUGAUCACGAUGCACGAGCAGAAAUCGGCGUCCAACAUAGGGACCUUGACUCAAAGAUUCUACUCGUACAGGAUGAAUCCUACGGAUUCAGUGAUACAUCAUGUCACGGCAGUGCAAAACAUGGCAAGGCAGCUGAUAGAUCUCGGCGAGAAGAUCUCUGAUUCUGCAAUCAUCGCAAAAAUCCUAUCCAGUUUAACGUCGAAGUACAGUGUUUUCAAGACGGCUUGGGACAGCGUUGACCCCGAUCGGCAAACAGUCUCGUAUCUGUUGGAGCGGCUCAUAAGGGAAGAGCAAAGUCUCAACGACGAGGGCGAUUCGGUGGGCGCAUUGGCAGUCGCGAGAAAGAACAAUUCGAAAGGAAAUCUGCUAUCCAAGGACGAAAAAGACAAAAAGAAGAAGAGGAGAUCUAAGAUGAGUAUCGAAUGCUAUAGGUGUCAGGAAAAAGGACACUACGCUAGCCAAUGCCCGAAGAAGAAAAGCCAAGGUGAUAACAAAAACAGUAGUAGCCAAACAAGUGCCGGGUGUGCGUUCGUAAUCGGAUCGCGGGAAAAAAAGCGGGAAAAUGCCUACCGCGAGUGA
Molecule: messenger RNA, 861 nt
Organism: Osmia bicornis bicornis
Lineage: Eukaryota; Metazoa; Arthropoda; Insecta; Hymenoptera; Megachilidae
Exons: 1
Coding region: 1-861 (286 amino acids)
Molecular function (GO): zinc ion binding; nucleic acid binding
Source: RefSeq, a predicted model, not a curated record